GCACCGGUGCGCAUUACGCACACUUCCAGCCCCAGCAACAGACGGGACUCCCACAUUGCUGCUGUCUCUCCUCCGAACUUCUUCGCCUCCUUCCACAACUUCUCCCAACUUGUCACUUCUCUGCAAAGCUUCGAGAGCCUCAGAGUUGACUACAUGGCCACAUGAAAGUUUACUGGACUUGGAACUUGAAAGACCUUUAUUUGAGCUUGUCGCCUCCAGAGUUACUGUGGAUUACUGACAUUCUCCAGGACAUUGGGGAGCUUUUUAUUGGGGGUUGUCACCGUGUACACCGCGGAGGUCUGAGCCGAGAUGGGUAGCAAAGCUCUGCACGCUCCGAUCCCACUGCACCCGGCCCUCCAGCUUACAAACUACUCCUUCCUGCAGGCCGUUAACACUUUUCCCGCUGACCAGCUGCAGGGACUGUACGGCCUCAGCGCUGUGCAAACCAUGCACAUGAAUCACUGGACUCUUGGUUACCCACACAUCCAAGGACUAAGGUCUACAAUCACAGAGAUGGCAGCCGCCCAGGGGCUGGUAGACCCCAGGAUUCCCUUCCCAGCGUUACCCUUCUCAGCAGCAGCACAGCUCUUUCAUCAGAAACAAGUUGCGCACGGCGUCCCCUCCUUCCACAAGGACAGGCCGAGGUUUGACUUCGCCAAUCUGGCUCUCGCUGCCACCCAGGAGGACCCACCGAAAGCUACGGACCUGUCAAAGUUGGCAUCAGGACUAGGAGGAACCAUCUCCGAGCUAAGCAAGUUGUCCCCGGACAGAAAACCCACCCGUGGCAGGCUCCCGUCCAAGACUAAAAAGGAAUUUAUUUGCAAGUUCUGCGGCAGGCAUUUCACCAAGUCUUAUAACCUCCUGAUCCACGAGAGGACCCACACAGACGAGAGGCCCUAUACUUGUGAUAUUUGUCACAAGGCUUUCAGAAGACAGGACCAUCUCAGAGACCACAGAUACAUCCAUUCCAAGGAAAAACCAUUCAAAUGUCAAGAAUGUGGGAAAGGAUUUUGUCAGUCUCGAACUCUAGCCGUGCACAAAACCUUACAUAUGCAGGAGUCUCCCCACAAAUGCCCCACAUGCGGAAGAACCUUUAAUCAAAGAAGUAACCUGAAAACUCACCUUCUCACCCAUACAGACAUCAAGCCCUACAGCUGUGGCCGCUGCGGAAAGGUGUUUCGGCGCAACUGUGACUUGCGACGGCACAGUUUGACGCACAGCCCACACCAGGACUUCUAGGCUGGACAGACUAACAAAUAGACAAUGGUCAAAACGCAGGACGACAAGUCAGCGAGUUUUCUGUUUAUUUUUUUUGUUCGAAAAGACAAUGCAGGACACAAACCAGGACACGUUUACUGCGGCACAUUCUACAGUGGGAUUUGUUUGGACAUCAAGAGGGACAGCAGCGGGGAUAGCCACGUCCAGCUUUCACACCACCUGUAAAUAUCAAGACCAUGUACAUACUGUGUUUGUUUGUUUUAUUUGAAUGUUCUUUCCUGACAUGAAAUAAUAAAAGUUGUCAAAGAACAGUGACAAAUUUAAAGUAUGUUAAAUUGUAUUUUAAAAAUAAAUAUUUCCGUUACAUGUUCA
Notolabrus celidotus (New Zealand spotty) is the source of this 1590-nucleotide messenger RNA. RefSeq names its product odd-skipped related transciption factor 2 (gene osr2). Gene Ontology annotation, biological process: embryo development; regulation of transcription by RNA polymerase II; urogenital system development. Bases 310 to 1239 code for a protein of 309 amino acids. Gene Ontology annotation, cellular component: nucleus. NCBI's taxonomy places the organism in Eukaryota, Metazoa, Chordata, Actinopteri, Labriformes, Labridae. The transcript is spliced from 4 exons. Gene Ontology annotation, molecular function: RNA polymerase II transcription regulatory region sequence-specific DNA binding; DNA-binding transcription factor activity, RNA polymerase II-specific. The record is from RefSeq and is a predicted model, not a curated record.